Molecule: messenger RNA, 1299 nt
Organism: Xyrauchen texanus (razorback sucker)
Lineage: Eukaryota; Metazoa; Chordata; Actinopteri; Cypriniformes; Catostomidae
Product: transcription factor A, mitochondrial-like
Exons: 8
Coding region: 376-1062 (228 amino acids)
Molecular function (GO): transcription cis-regulatory region binding
Source: RefSeq, a predicted model, not a curated record
CGGUGUGAUUGCAGAGUUGAAUGGCGCCUUUACUGCAGGAGGGGAUCAUAAUAACUGACAACCAUUGCAAUUUACCGCACCAAAGUCUUUGUGUGUCUUGUUUUCACUGAUAUUUACGUUAAAUAUCUGAUUGAUAUUACUGGGAUUGUCAGAGCGCGUGUAUGAUGGCUCCAUUCAGUUUGCUGUCAGUCGGUGCUAAUGUUCUGCUUAAGUCUCUGGGUUUGUUCUCCGCUACAUCUGCUGUGAGAUUUUCCAUGGCCGUGGGAACCAUGUCGAUAUCAUGGUGUAUGAAUAUGGUGCUCAUGUGUAGUUCCAGUGAUAAAGUGUUUUAGUACCACAACAGGGAUUCCACCUAAGAGACCACUCACAGCAUACAUGAAAUAUGUGCAGGAGAUGCAGCCCAACUUCAUCAGACAAAAUCCAGGAGUGAAAAACGUGGAUAUUGUUCGGAAGAUUGCACAGCAGUGGAGAAAUCUGACUCCUGAACAGAAGCAGCCAUUUCAGGAUGCAUCUUUAACAGCUAGGGAGCAGUACAAGCUUGCUGUGGAGAAAUACAAAGCCCAGCUCACCCCGGCACAGUCUGCUGCUAUUGCAGUGGAGAGGAGACAGAAGAUGGCCAAAAGAAAAGCAAUUAGGAAAAAGAAGGAGCUGAAUGCUCUUGGCAAGCCCAAACGCCCCAGGAGCGCCUUUAACAUCUUCAUGGCAGAGCACUUUGAGGAAGCGAGAGGAACUACUAUGCAGGCGAAGAUGGUGUCACUGACAGAUGACUGGAAGAUGCUCAACAUCCCACAGAAACAAAUUUACAUGCAGCUGGCAGAAGAUGACAAAGUCCGUUACAAAAAUGAAAUGCAAUCGUGGGAGGAGCACAUGACAGAGAUCGGAAGGGAAGACCUCGUUCGGAGGAAAGCGAGGAGGCCCAAGAAGGCAACAGCCACCAAAGACAGAAAAAAUAAAUCCAAAGUCACAGCGCUGAAAGCAAAAGCGCCGAAAAAGAAAACGGCUGUAAAGAAAGCUGCUUCUGGAACAAAUGCUGAAAAGACUGUGAAGAGCACCAAGAAGUGAGACGAUGUACACCGAUCAGCCACAACAUUAAAACCUCCUACCUAAUAUUGUGUAAGUCCCCUCGUCCGCCAAAACAGGCCAUGCUAGUCUUCUCAACACAAUUGUACAUAGCGGUUUUCUGAGUUACCAUAGACUUUGCCAAUUCGAACCAGUCUGGCCAUUCUCUGUUGACCUCUCUCAUCAACAAGACUAUUCCAUCCACAGUACUGCCACUCACUGGAUGUUUUUGGCACCAUU